This is a messenger RNA of Fopius arisanus, 2123 nucleotides long. It is a transcript of the gene TH1, whose product is annotated as negative elongation factor complex member TH1. Gene Ontology annotation, cellular component: NELF complex; nucleus. Gene Ontology annotation, molecular function: RNA binding. The record is from RefSeq and is a predicted model, not a curated record. The coding region runs from base 324 to 2066 and encodes 580 amino acids. The transcript is spliced from 4 exons. NCBI's taxonomy places the organism in Eukaryota, Metazoa, Arthropoda, Insecta, Hymenoptera, Braconidae. Gene Ontology annotation, biological process: negative regulation of transcription elongation by RNA polymerase II.
CUAGGGAUUACCGAUCAUUCGAAAACUCCACCAAUUUAUUUUCUUGCAUGUGCGAUUUCAGUGUUGCUUCGCUAAUUUUGUUGACUAAAAGACAAUCAAGACAAUUAACGUUUGAAACAGGUGGAGGAUGAUUUGGUGAGUGAUUGUUGAAUGGAUUCUAGGGUGGAAGUUCCUGAUGGAAUGAUUGACUGAUCACUCGAGAGGACGCAUUCGUAUUUGAAGGGUUAUGUUUAUAACUGUUGCUCCAGUGCUCUUUCGUCGUCGAUAAUCCUCAGAUUUAGUUGUUUGUGAAUAUUUUUUGAACGAGGUUUGAUACUGGAAUAAUGGAGCCAGAGUAUGAUGAGGAAAGAGGUGGUUGGGGUGACGACAUGGGACGAGGGGAUGAUCCAGGAGGUGAUGAUGCUCUGGAUAAUCCUCAGGAAGUUCUCAAUCAAUGUCUGGAAAAGUUCAAAACACCGGAUUAUAUUAUGGAGCCCGGAAUCUUCACUCAGCUCAAAAGAUAUUUCCAAGCAGGAGGCAACCCAGAGACGGUAAUCGAGCUUCUCUCUAAGAAUUAUACAGCAUGUGCCCAAAUGGCGAACCUCCUAGCAGAAUGGCUGAUCCUGGCAGGCGUCAAAGUGACGGACGUCCAGGCAAUGGUUGAAAAUAAUUUAAAAGACAUGAUCCUGAAGACAUUCGAUCCAAAGAAAGCCGACAAGAUCUUCACAGAGGAGGGAGAGACUCCAGCUUGGCUCACAGAAAUGAUUCAACACCCAACCUGGCGUUCCCUGAUCUAUCGCCUCGCUGAGGAGUACCCAGACUGUCUCAUGCUUAAUUUCACCAUAAAACUCAUCUCCGACGCUGGAUUCCAGGGUGAGAUAACGAGCAUAUCGACAGCGGCUCAGCAAAUAGAGGUGUUCUCACGAGUCCUGAAAACAGCAAUCGCUGGAUUCCUCCAAAACACUGAGGACUGGCAGACGAGUAUCAAAGAGUGCGCCAAGAUGGUGUGCCAUGGGCAACACACUUACGUUUACAGUCAAGUACUGCUGCAAAUUUUGGCGCAGGAGUCGAGGGGUGGAUUUAUGAUGAAGAGGCUCUCCCAAGAGAUAACAAAAUGCGCCCAGCAGAAUAGGCACGAUGUGACACCCAUCACGAUGGCCUUGAAUGGAGCUGCCAGUAGUCCAGCUGCCUGUCAAGCCCUCGCAUCAAUGUUAUCAAGAAACAACCUCAAUCCAGCUGACAUCACGGUUCUCUUCAGACAUUAUUCAUCAGCAGAACCACCACCCAUCGAACUAGUGCGAAAUCCCCAGUUUCUCGAGCUCCUCGUUGACUCUCUCUUCAAGUCGGGCGUUAAGCUUAACCCCGAGCACAAGUCCAAGUAUAUUUAUCUCUUGGCGUACGCUGCGAGUGUCUGUGAGACUCUCCCGAGAAAGGGAAGCUCCAGGAAAUUGAAUAAAGACGAGUUGAAGACAACCAUUCAAGCCAUCGAAAAGGUUCACAACAUCUGUAAUAUCAAUAAAGGCUCCACCGAACUCGUAGCUGAACUGAAUACUCUUUAUCAGUGCAUUAGAUUUCCAGUGGUAUCUGUUGGAAUCAUCCGGUGGGUUGAGUGCACUGUCACUGAGCCCUCGUACUUCAAACUCAGUACGGAACACUGUCCCAUUCAUCUCGCUUUGCUCGACGAAGUCGUCGCCUGUCACAAUCUCCUCCAUCCCAAAGUCCUACAGCUACUGGUGCAGCUCUUUGAGAGUAAACAGGAUGAAUUGGAAAUUCUUGUGCAGCUCGAGAUGAAGAAAAUGUUAAUUGACAGAAUGGUGAACCUUCUGAGUCGAGGCUGCGUUGUUCCGGUUGUUUGUUAUAUUAAACAAUGUUGGCAGAGGGGAGACACUGAUAUUUCUUUAAUACGAUAUUUUGUUACUGAAGUACUCGAAGCAAUAGCUCCACCAUACAGUCUGGAAUUCGUGCAACUAUUUCUCCCAAUGGUCGAGAAUGAGGAAAUCACUGGAACAAUGAGGGGAGACAGCGACAAUGAUCUUGUUUCAGAAUUCAUAAUUCACUGCAAAGCCCAUUGUCCUGUUGUGAGAUGACGAUUUAAGGAUUGAAUUUAUGUAGUGUUUUUGAUGGAGAGUAAUUCUACGGUCUUG